ACGUUACCGAUUUAUGCUCUCGAGGUAGGCAGUUCUCUAGGUUCUGAGACAGCCUAUGAGAGUUCAAGAGCACCUGUUGGGCUGUAGUUUCAUAAGUGAUGGGAAGGGAAUACCCCGUACUGUUCCGUUAGUUGGUAGGCUGCCUGAGUAGCAGACUGUCAGAGGAGGCGACAAUGCGCAAGUGCUCGGCUGCAUUUUACAUUACGCUAGGUUUCGUAUCUCUCUGGACAACUGUAGCGUCAACAGGAUCCUGUAACUGCAGACGUGAAAACUUGAACUUUUUAAAAGAUAAAUGUAGCAACACAGAAGGAGUCUCUGAUUUGGCAUGCUACAUAAAAUAUAUCAAACAUAAACUUAUGUCCAUCUGUGAAUGGAAAGGAAACAUGUCAACCUCAUACACGCUGUACACAAAACAGAGAACAUGUAGUUGUAUAGCUGUACAUCAGAAGGACAAAAUUUGGACUUCCAAUUACUUUGUUGCUGUCUUAGAUUGGAAUAUGACGGCUCAUGUUAUUGCAACCAGUAAAGAUCAGCUCUCGUGCACCUACAAAAAUUUCAGUGGAAUUCCAUCCAUGAUGACAAUGUGUGGUCCUCAUUCAAAACUAACUUACAAAAGAAGCUCAGGCCAUCUGACUGUUUGGGUGGAGUGGGGAACUGAAAGCAAAUAUAUUAAAAACUUCCUUGUUAAGUACAGAGAGUUCAACACUACAAAGUGGAAAGAGGUUUUUGUAAGGUUUUGGAUAGUAAUUCCCUUUGAAGGAUUUGGUAACAAUUGA
Molecule: messenger RNA, 776 nt
Organism: Sinocyclocheilus grahami
Lineage: Eukaryota; Metazoa; Chordata; Actinopteri; Cypriniformes; Cyprinidae
Exons: 7
Coding region: 174-776 (200 amino acids)
Source: RefSeq, a predicted model, not a curated record